AUGCUAGAGUUGCCAUGCUGUGGAGAUGUGGACACCAACACACUGGGACUAAAGACUCUAAUGGUUUGUCUUUCUGUUUUAGUUCUGGCAGAGACCGAUGGGAAUCCGACUGCUCUUCGUGUGGUGAAUGGGACACUGGGUCAAUCAGUCACAUUGCCAGGAUAUGUGCCAGGAGAAAACACUUCAGUCAUUACUUGGGACUACACAAAUUUAUCUAAUCAAAAAACGUUUCCAUUAUGUGAGAAAUAUAAAAACAGUCCAACAGAUUGUACCAGAGAGAGAAUCACGUUAAACCUGAAGGACAAUAGCCUGGAAAUACAGAACCUAACAGACAGUGAUGAAGGUCUGUACGAAAUAUAUGCAAGGACUAAUAAAGGCGUCCAUAAAGAGAUGACGGAACUGCGAAUUUAUGAAUCUAUAUCAGCACCGGUAAUAAGUAUCAGCAAGUUAAUCUCACAUGAGGUAUGUAACAUUAGUUUGCACUGUUUAGUGGAGCGUGGCACGGAGCCAGUUUACACUUGGUGGACAGGAGAUGAUGACAUCACGGCCAAUGAGUCUCAUGUACUGAUUGAUGGAGGGAGAAGUCUGGAAUUGUCCGUAAGGCUGAGUGAUAACAACACAGUGUACAACUGCACAGUGAGGAACCCUGUCAGUGAGGCAACUAUGAGUGUGGAUCUCAGAAACCUCUGUCAAGACACUGAAGGUGAGAAGCUACUGAGGCCACUCCACAUUGGUUUAAUUAUUGCUGCUGUUCUGAUAUUUUUCCUCGUGGCUAUCCUUUUCAUGCUGUAUUGGAACAGAGAACCCAAGGUCAAUGAAGCUGCUAACACUGAGGGGAGAAGUGAAUCAGUGCUGUAUGCUGUGAUCAGGAGAGCAAACCUUGCCAGGGACCAGCCACAGGGACAUUUACAUCAACUGGAUGCCAAUGAAGGACAUCAAAAUCCAAGGGCACAGCUCACAACGAUAUACGAUGAGAUAAAAUACAAUCCUGAUUUGAACACAUUGUUGGCAGCAACGAGCAUGGAUCAGAAGUUCAACACUGAAAGCUGAUCAUCCACCACAUGAAACAUAAACAUGGCAUUGAAGUGUCCUUUAAUCCCAGCAAUUUUUAUGCUCAGCAACUUUCGGCACUGCCUACAGCUGACACAACUGGCUUGCACACCGGGACAGCAGACCAGGCAUUGGAACAGGCUUGCAAGGAGAAUCCAAUUUGGAAGGACUGGGAGAAGCUGGACAGAUUUAAGUAAGAAAUGUUGGAAAUACACAGCAAGGUGAUGAGUUCUAAGGUGCAGGCAUGGUUUAUACCUCACAGAUGAGUUAGGAAUAAGUGUGAUGGAUGGAUAGCUUUCACUGAAGGAAGAUCAGGGAAGACUCACUAGGUUCAUUCAUGGAAUCAAAGGGUUACCUUAUAAGGAAAGAUUGGGUGGGCUGAAUCUAACCUGAUCGGAGGUUAUACAGUAAACCCCUGACUGUACUAAUGAUUAAGAUUCUGCAUAAAUUUGACAAGAUCGAUGCUGAGGUGAUGUUUCUUCUCAUGGUGAAUCUAGUUUGAGGAAAUAUCACAGUUUAAGGUGGCAAUGAAGUGGAGUUUCUCCUCAAGAGAUUGUAAACAUCUGGACUUUGUGGAGGCUGAAUCAUUGUGUAUUGCAAGGCUGCAAAAUCCAGAUUUUUAGUCUACAGUUAGUCAAGGGUUACGCAGGAAACUUGAGCUAAGCCAAAGCCUGAUCAGACAUGAUCUUUGGCAGAGGAGCUUGAGGAUUUUGAAGGAAACCACUGCCUCUACAUGCGUAUACUCAGGUAGAAGUGCUGUGCGUGAGCUGUCAGCCACAGUGUAUUUCCACCAUUUCCUAUUUGUUAUGGUUAUCGUUCAGCCAUGACAUUCUGUAUUUUAUUUAAUUAACUUUUUUUACUCAUGCAUUUCUCUGUAUGAUGGUGAUAUGUUUGCUCUUUUCCAACACAAAUAUAUUCUCAUUUUGUUAACAAAGCAUUUGGAAUUGGUAUGGCUUUAAACAAAGGUGCUCGGUGCUGUGGCUUAGAAAGGGCCCAGUGACAACACUGACCUAGAAAUUCCAGCGUGCCUUGAAGGAUUAAUGCACUGGAAUGGUGAAAAAGCAGUGGAGCUACUACCAGCAAAAAGAAAAGUUGCUGCAGGAACUCAGCAGUUCAAGGAGCAUCUGGUUGUAAGGGUGGAGUGGGGGAGAGGGAGGCAAAAAGAUUGUCA
Molecule: messenger RNA, 2221 nt
Organism: Mobula hypostoma (lesser devil ray)
Lineage: Eukaryota; Metazoa; Chordata; Chondrichthyes; Myliobatiformes; Myliobatidae
Product: signaling lymphocytic activation molecule-like
Exons: 5
Coding region: 1-1050 (349 amino acids)
Source: RefSeq, a predicted model, not a curated record